GAGCAGCGUCGUCCGAGUGCAUCGAUGGCGUGGCCCGGCAGCAACUACUACGGCGCCUUCGACGCGUAUCCGCCGCCGCCCGGCGCCGGUGGCGGCGGCGGCGGCGCUGGUCCUCCUCCUGGCGGACCGCCCGGCGGACAGCCUUCUCAGCCACCGCCGGGCUCGCAGCAGCAAGCUCAGCAGCAACAGCAGCAGCAGCAACAGCAAAUGGCGCAGCAUGCCUCGCGCUCCGCCUAUCCGCCGCCUGCGCCGCCGCAGCAGUACCCUCCUCAGCCGCCCGCCGCAGCCGGCGGCUACGGCUAUCCGCCCGCCGGCUAUCCGGGCGCCGAGUAUGGUGCACCAGCGCCUGGCGGUGCACCUGGAGGCUGGCCGCCGUACGGUGCACCUCAAGGCUAUGGCCAUGGCUUUGCGUCAUCGCCGUGGGGCGCUCCUCCACCGUGGAGUGCGCCCUCAGCGCAGAACCCCUACGGCUCACCCAGUCAGCCUCCGUUCUAUCCUCGCGGUCGCGUCCCGCCUCCGCCCUUUUCGCCGCCCACUUCGGCGCCCAUGCAGGGCUGGGGCUCGCCUUAUGGCGGCUACGACCCGCGCAUGGGUGCGUACGGCGGCAUGGGCGGCAUGCCGCCGCCCUGGGCCGCACAGGCUGCAGCGUACGGGCAGUACGGCCCGCAUGGUGGCCUAGGCCUCGGCACGGGAGCUCAAGGCAUGAUGAGUCCGUACGGCCACUAUGGAGGAGGCGCGGUGCCGCCGCACAUCCAGGCGUCGAUCGCUCGUGGGUACGCAGACGGCUGGAGCAAGCCGCGUCGCAGCAACAAGCACGGCAAUCGCAAGCGCGGCGGCAGCAAGUCGGGCCGUUCGAGUAGCAGCAGCAGCAGCGACAGCGAGUCGGGCAGUCAGAAGUCGAAGAAGACGAGCAAUGGCAAGCGCAUCCAGGAUGCGAUGCUUGGCGCUGUCACGGGCGCGAUGCUGGAGAAGGGGCUCGAGCACUGGAAGGACCGCAAGGACAAGGACACGAAGAAGUGAAGGACGCAGAACGCACACAUGAUCUCGAGCCCUGCUUCCCAUCACCUUCGCCGUGUCUCUCUCUCCUCUCGCCCACGCUCUUUUCCCGCCACGACGCUCUUUUGUUCUGCGCCGCAAAUGUCAUCUAGAAAUGUUCGC
Tilletiopsis washingtonensis is the source of this 1158-nucleotide messenger RNA. RefSeq lists its product as hypothetical. The record is from RefSeq and is a predicted model, not a curated record. Lineage: Eukaryota; Fungi; Basidiomycota; Exobasidiomycetes; Entylomatales. Bases 25 to 1020 code for a protein of 331 amino acids. The transcript is spliced from 4 exons.